AUGGCUGAUCGACAAUUUAAGAAGAAGGUUCAGACCUUGAGAAGUGAUAAUGGCACAGAAUUUACUAGUUUAACCAGUUAUUUUCAGAGUGAAGGGAUCAGCCACGAAACCUCUUGUGUGGGUACACCACAACAAAACGGACGAGUUGAGAGGAAACAUCGGCAUAUCCUUAAUGUCGCCCGAGCCUUGCGUUUCCAAGCACAUUUGCCAAUCGAGUUUUGGGGCGCAUGUAUAGUUACGGCAGGUUACCUGAUCAACAGAACCCCAAGUUCUCUUCUACAAGGUCUCACGCCGUUUGAGAUGUUGUAUCAGAAAGCUCCGGAUUAUGCUCAUAUUCGAGUUUUCGGCAGCCUGUGUUAUGCGCACAAUCAAUUACAUAAAGGAGAUAAAUUUGCUCCUCGAAGUAGAAAGAGUGUCUUUGUUGGAUACCCAUAUGGGAAAAAGGGAUGGCGAUUGUUCGAUUUGGAGAAACAAACAUUUUUUGUCUCUCGUGAUGUUGUCUUCUGCGAAGAUCAAUUCCCGUUUUCUCAACCUGAACUCAUAUCGCCGCCAAAUGAAGAAGAAGAUGGAAUUUUGUGGGCUCCAAUUUGUGAAAAUGCAUUUGAUACGGUAGAUGAGAGGCCCAUCUUGUCAUCUUCACCAGUUUCAGGCCCAUCACCAGAAAUACCAGAAGCCCAUGAGGUCUCCAGCCCAAACUCACCAAUAUUAAACCCGUCUGAAACUCAGUCUCUCUCUUCAGAUCGAAUUUCACCGUCUUCCUCCUCCACGACUUCCUCCCCUUGUUCUUCUCUUCCGGCCAAUUCGCCAACCGUGUCCACCUCUUCUGACGAGGUUGUUCAGGCGCCGCCGGAAAUUUUAGGUCGAGGUCAGAGAAAGAAAACACAGUCCGUUACUCUCAAGAAUUUUGUGGUUAACACAGCACAAAGUACAUUCUUGAGGAAAUCAGGUACUCCGGCAACUUAUCCGAUUGGAAAUUAUGUCAAUUGCAAUCGUUUUUCAGAAACACAUACAGCAUAUCUUGUUGCCAUCACUGAAAAUAUCGAACCACGGUCGUUUAAAACAGCUAUGGGGCUGAAACAGUGGCAACAAGCAAUGGGAAAAGAGGUCAUUGCUUUGGAAGAAAAUGAAACUUGGACGUUGGAGGAUUUACCACCAGGGAAACGUGCGAUAGGAAGUAAGUGGGUGUACAAAAUUAAGUAUCAUUCUGAUGGCACGAUUGAACGCUACAAGGCUCGCCUUGUUGCGCUUGGGAAUCGACAAGUUGAAGGGGAGGACUAUGGUGAAACGUUCGCUCCAGUUGCCAAAAUGGGUACCGUUCGUAUGUUUUUGAAAGUUGCUGCGGGUAAUGAUUGGCCUGUGUAUCAGAUGGACGUUCACAACGCCUUCCUCCAUGGAGACCUCGAAGAAGAGGUGUAUAUGAAACCGCCACCAGGGUUUUACCCUGAUGCUGGAAACAAGGUUUGCCGCUUACGGAAAUCGAUUUACGGCCUUAAACAGGCUCCACGAUGCUGGUUUGAGAAGCUCUCUAAGUCGCUUCGAGAAUACGGUUUUGAACAGACUGCAGCUGACUACUCUCUUUUCACAUUCAACAAAGGUGGUGUUGUGAUUAAUCUGUUGAUAUAUGUUGAUGAUAUGAUCUUGACGGGCAACUCUGCAGAAGCUUUACGGGUUUUUAAAGACUAUCUCUCCUCUUGCUUUAAGAUGAAAGAUCUUGGUUUCUUAAAAUAUUUUUUGGGGAUUGAGGUAUCUCGGAAUAAAACUGGUUUCUAUCUCAGUCAGCGGAAAUACGCUUUGGACAUUGUCUCCGAUGCAGGAUUGUUGGCGGCAAAGCCUGCAACGUUUCCUCUUGAACAGAACCAUGGAUUGGCUUUAUCGACUUCUGCACUCUUGUCUGAUCCAACACCGUAUCGACGCAUGGUUGGGAGGUUUAUCUACUUGGUUAACACUAGACCAGAUUUGGCAUUUUGUGUUCAUGUCUUGGCCCAAUUUAUGCAACAGCCUCGUGCAGAUCAUUGGCAAGCGGCGUUGCGGGUUGUUCGUUAUCUAAAAGGAUCGCCUGGUCAAGGGAUUCUUUUGAGUUCUGAUAAUGAUUUUCAGAUCAAUGGUUGGUGUGAUUCAGAUUAUGCGACUUGUCCAUUAACCCGUCGCUCCGUCACUGGCUACUUUGUUCAAAUUGGUCUAUCUCCUGUCUCGUGGCAAACCAAGAAACAAGACAUCGUAAGCAAGUCAUCAGCAGAAGCAGAGUACCGAGCUAUGUCUCUUCUCCGUGAUGAACUCUUGUGGAUAAAGCGUGUCUUGUGUUCUCUCGGUGUCAUUCAUCCUCAGUCCAUGCGUCUCCAUUGUGAUAGCAAAGCGGCAAUCUAUAUCAGCACAAAUCCUGUCUUCCACGAGCGCACCAAACACAUAGAGACUGAUUGCCAUGCUAUUCGGGAUGAGAUCGUCAAAGGUACCAUUUCCCCUCAUCAUGUCUCUACAACUCAACAACUUGCAGACAUCUUUACCAAACCGUUGGGACGUCAAGAGUUUGACAGUUUUCGGUCCAAGCUUGGCAUACUUGAUCUACAUGCUUCAGCUUGA
This is a messenger RNA of Microthlaspi erraticum, 2577 nucleotides long. Lineage: Eukaryota; Viridiplantae; Streptophyta; Magnoliopsida; Brassicales; Brassicaceae. The record is from the annotation of a GenBank genome assembly.